Molecule: messenger RNA, 1541 nt
Organism: Trichogramma pretiosum
Lineage: Eukaryota; Metazoa; Arthropoda; Insecta; Hymenoptera; Trichogrammatidae
Product: peroxiredoxin-2
Exons: 5
Coding region: 694-1491 (265 amino acids)
Biological process (GO): cell redox homeostasis; hydrogen peroxide catabolic process; cellular response to stress
Cellular component (GO): endoplasmic reticulum; cytosol
Molecular function (GO): thioredoxin peroxidase activity
Source: RefSeq, a predicted model, not a curated record
AUCACAACUUGUUGUGUAUGUAAAUAUAACGACACCGGCACGAGUCGCGGAUAUAAACUUUAACACUGCUGCGCGUAGUACUAUCUAUAAACGGUUAUAAAAACCUUUACCUAGACCAAAAUAGAAUAAUUAGAGAUUCUAUAUAUGUACAGUGUCGCGUAUUUUCCCGUAUUCGCAUUAUAGGACUGCGACAGACAGACAGUAUAGUAGUAAUUACGCGUAGUGUGUGUGUGUGUGUAUUCCCGUGGAGUGACGUUUUAUUAUAAAUGUAUACUUACAUAUGCGUUGAACGUGGCGAGUGUCGAAAGCCAAAUGCGAUAGUCUAAUUGUAAACAACAACGCGAUUCGGAGAGAGAGAGAGAGGGAGAGAGAAAAGAAGAAGAGAGUCGUGCAGCAGAUCAGUGGGCAGGAGAGAAGAGAAAGAGAAACGCGCAGAAAAAAAAACAGAAAACGUUAAAAAAAAAAAAAAAAAGAAGUAGAAAUUGACACGAACCGGCUCCCCCUCGUCGUCGUCGUCGUAGUCUCGCGCGCGCGUAUACACAUACUCACGCAAAAGAAAGAGAGAAACUUGGAUAUAUCGUCGUUGCCAUCUGUUGAGCUUGACACCGAUACCUUAUACUCGCGCUGUUUUUAUUUUUAUUUUUUUUUUAUCGUGCCCCAUUUUCCGACCCAUCGACUCCGAAUCAAAGCGCGAUGGAAGGAAGAACGUUCUACAUCUGUCUGCUCCUGAUUAGCAUCAUAGUCGGCGCCUCGAUCAACGCCGCCUGGGCCAAUCCUUGGGGCGAGGACGAUACCUGCUACUCGUUCGCCGGCGGCACCGUCUAUCCGAGCGGCGCCAAGCACGAGGGUCACCAGCUGCACACGACAAAGGCCGUUAUUGGCAAGAAGGCCCCUGAUUGGGAGGGAACUGCAGUUGUGAACGGCGAAUUCAAGGAACUCAAGCUCUCGCAGUACAAGGGAAAAUAUCUAGUCUUCUUCUUCUACCCACUCGAUUUCACAUUCGUCUGCCCGACCGAGAUACUCGCCUUCUCCGAGCGCGUCGAGGAGUUCCGCAAGCUCGGCGUCGAGCUGGUCGCCGCCUCGGUCGACUCGCACUUCACCCAUCUGGCCUGGACGAAAACGCCGAGGCGCGAGGGUGGCCUCGAGAGCAUCAAGAUACCACUGCUGUCCGACCUGACGCACAAAAUUUCCAAGGAUUACGGCGUGUACCUUAAUGAUUUGGGCCACACUCUGCGUAAGAAAAGAAAAAAUAACUAUCCAUUAUGCUUUAGAGCACUCUUCAUAAUCGACGACAAGGGAAUUCUUCGCCAAAUCACGAUGAAUGACCUGCCGGUUGGAAGAUCCGUCGACGAGACUCUGAGGCUCGUGCAAGCCUUCAAGUACACCGACGACCACGGCGAAGUGUGCCCAGCUGGCUGGAAACCGGGCCAAGACACCAUAAUUCCAAAUCCAGAAGGUAAAAUGAAGUACUUUGCAAAGAAUGAAGUGUAAUUUUGUAAACUAUUUUUUAUAGAGAUUUUGAAAAUAAAGACUAAUUUUUA